Molecule: messenger RNA, 2581 nt
Organism: Saccostrea cuccullata (small rock oyster)
Lineage: Eukaryota; Metazoa; Mollusca; Bivalvia; Ostreida; Ostreidae
Product: rab GDP dissociation inhibitor alpha-like
Exons: 11
Coding region: 455-1432 (325 amino acids)
Biological process (GO): vesicle-mediated transport; protein transport; small GTPase-mediated signal transduction
Cellular component (GO): cytoplasm
Molecular function (GO): Rab GDP-dissociation inhibitor activity
Source: RefSeq, a predicted model, not a curated record
AAUGUGCCCAAAUUCAUACGCGCAUGCGACCAUUAUCAUCCGCCGGCAGAAGGACCACACCACCUCACAUUAAUUUUAGUUGUUGCCAGCUCACUAAGUAACCAUGGAUGAAGAAUAUGAUGUGAUCGUUCUUGGAACUGGACUAAAGGAGUGUAUUUUGAGUGGUAUGAUGUCAGUGAGUGGUAAAAAAGUACUGCAUAUAGACAGGAACAAGUAUUACGGAGGAGAUAUCGCAUCUAUUACUCCGCUGGAAGACAUGUUCCAAAUGUAUGGAAUGAAGAUGCCUGAAGACCGGUUUGGAAGAGGCAGAGACUGGAACGUGGACCUGAUUCCAAAGUUCCUCAUGGCUAAUGGUCAGCUGGUGUAGUUGCUGAUUUACACUGGUGUAACCCGUUACCUAGAGUUCAAGUGUUUGGAGGGCAGUUACGUCUGCAAGGGAGGCAAGGUGUAUAAAAUGCCUGCCGACGAGAAGGAAGCCCUCACUACAAAUUUGAUGGGCAUUUUUGAAAAGAGGCGCUUCAGAAAACUGAUGAUCUUCAUCAUGGAAUUUAAUCUGGAAGACCCUAAGACCUGGCAUGGAAUCGACCCGAAACAGAGCACAGCCGAGGACCUGUACAAUAAGUUUGGGGUGGACAAGAACACAAUUGACGUAACAGGGCACGCCCUGGCUCUCCAUCGUAAUGAUGCUUAUCUUAAGGAGCCCUGUUUAGAUUUUAUACAGAGAGUUAAGUUGUAUCAGGACUCUAUACAGAGGUAUGGAAAGUCCCCCUUCCUGUACCCCUUGUAUGGACUAGGAGAGCUCCCCCAGGGCUUUGCAAGGUUAAGUGCAAUAUACGGAGGAACCUACAUGCUGGAUCGCCCCGAUGCCACAGUGGUCUACGAAGACGGUAAAGCUGUCGGUGUGAUGGCUGCUGGCGAGACUGCCAAGUGCAAAAAGGUCAUUUGUGAUCCAUCUUAUGCAAAAGACAAAUGUAAACAUGCGGGUCAGGUAGUGAGAGCAAUAUGUAUCCUGAAUCACCCUGUACCCAGCACAAAUGACAUGAAAUCCGCUCAGAUCAUUAUCCCUCAGCACCAAGUCAACAGACAUUGGGACAUCUACAUUGGUGUGAUAUCACAUGAACACAUGGUGGCCGCCAAGGGCUUCUGGAUAGCUAGUGUCAGUACUACCGUGGAAACAGAGAAUCCAGAGGCGGAGCUACAGCCAGGGCUAGACUUACUGGGACCAAUCGAACAAAAAUUUGUGUCUGUUCAUGAUAUAAUGGAACCUGUAGAUGAUGGAAAGGACUCUGAGAUUUUCAUCACAAAGUCCUAUGAUGCCACAUCCCAUUUCGAAACAACAUGUAAGGAUGUAUUGGAAACCUACAAAAGGGCAACUGGUGAAGAAUUCGAUUUCUCCAAGAUCAAGAUUCCAGAAGAAGAGGAGAAUAAUUAGUGCUUUUAUUAAUCUGGCACGGUGCCAAACUGGUAUAUGUGUUCGUUUUGAAUGGACAUGUGGCAGUGUACUUUUUUCCUUGUCUUCUUUGGUAUAAUAUUAUGGACAAAGGCAUUGAUAUUUGCAUACAUUAAAACGUUAUGAGCACCCUUCAUUUAAUACCAUUCCAAGUUUAUGAGAAGAAGAAAGACCAUUUUUUAUUGGCUGGUAUCAAAGGUCACAAAGUGUCAACUCUUCCAAACAUCAUGAAUAUUUAUGAGAAGGAAUUGGGUGUCCUUUGCAUUUGCGCAAUUUAAUAAUUGAUAAAAGCUUUCUUGUCUUCACCAACACUAAGUUGCUUGCUUGAUUAAGUAAAUUAUUUUUAUGACUAUAAAACAAAAGGAAGAGGGAGGUGUUUUAUGUAGAAUGCAUAUUUUUACUUUCCAAUGCUUUUAAAAUAAAUAGUCCAAUGCAUUAGAUGUGACUUUCAUGUCCAAGAAGUUAUGUUUGUUUGGUGAGAGUUGUGAUGUAAAUAUUGUAGCUGUAGGCUCUAUCAAAUAUCUACUGAAAGUAUGAAAAAUCUAGGGAGUAUGCCAUUCUCAAACACAUGCAUAUUCAAAGCAUAAAGACAUUUUCACAGUAUAUCUUAUAAAUGCUAUUAAGGGGUAAAAGGAAGAAAUUGUACAUCUUUUUUACUCACUAAAAAUUAAUGUUGUUUCUUGUUCAAGUCUUGCUAAAACUUUUGACAAUUUAAAGAGAUUAAUAAGUCAGUCUGUGCUUAAUGCAAAAAUAAUAACAUUUUAAGAAAAUCAUCUUUCCAGAGUAAUCAUUAUAACAAAAGUCUGUCUUGUGAAUUGAAAUCAUGUGUAUGAGCUAUAUAUAUGAGAUUUAUUAUUAAGUGUAAUACAUGUAUGUGAUAUUUAUUUAUGGCUAAAAAAAUCUGUGACGUUUCCUCAUUUCAUUGCUUGUGAAAACCUCUUUUAAAGUAUUAAUUGCCAUUAGUAGUGAAGAAAAAAAAAUAUAUGUAGGUUAAAAAAAGUUUUUUUUAUUAAAAAUAAAGUAUACAUUGGUAUGAUAUAACCUAGUCAUUAUCAUGAGUAUGUCACAGGUUUAUUAAGACAACUUUUUCUGAGACACGAUUAUCAAAUAUGAAUAAAUCAGUAACCAUUA